AUGGUUCCCGCUGGCGCGCAUCUAACUUUGCAACAAUUAAUUGAUGCUCUGACAUACAAAGUAGUCGUUGCUCAGAAGCAAGCAAACUUUUCUGACCGUGACGCAAUGCGUAAUAGAGAGACUGUUCACGGUCUCGUAGAGCAGAUUGAUGAACUGGAAAAGCAGCUUCAGAUUGCAGCUGCGAGACUUCGAGGCUUCCGCAAUUCACUGCAGCCUAUCCACCGACUACCACCUGAACUAAUAGCCACGAUCUUCUAUGGGACUCAGCAGCACCUUCCGAGCUUCUUCCCCAUGCUAAACGACGGCACAGUCUCAAAAUACGACGAACACCACCGGGACUGGCUGUCGCUGCUUCACGUCUGCCGGCGCUGGCGAGGAGUCAUCGCCCUGUCCCCAUUUCUCUGGGCCUCUGUGGACACCUCAUUAAUGCUGGAAAAGUUUCUGAAGCGGUCGGCAUCCGCGCCGCUGACGCUCUACCUGGGUAUCAGAAAACCUGGGGUGUCCGAAAAGGUCCUAGACGCCACAUUGCGAUAUUCACGCCGCUUCAGAGAGUUCCAUAUAGCUGCCGAUGGGUGGGAGGGCACCGCGCCCAUUUAUCCACGUCUGUGCGCGGCAGAUGCGGCUCCCCAUCUCGUCAGCCUGACAAUCAUGACAGAAGGCAGGGACGUCCUCGGGGGCGUCCUGCCCUCCUUGUUCAGCGGACAGAUGCCCAAUAUCAGACAACUCUGCCUCGCGCAUUUCACGUCGUGGCCCGCUGGCCUGUUCACCAAUUUAACCCAUCUGUGUCUGCAUGACCAAAGCGAUGUGGGUCGUAUGACCACGUCGGAGUUUCUGGAUUUCAUCGAGCAAUCACCGCGGCUUGAAGAGCUCAACCUCAUUCGAGCAGGGCCUAUUAGGCCGGACACGUCUGAUAUUCCUUCUCCCCCACGAGAUCGGUUCAUUCCACUUCCUCACUUGCGCGAACUUGACCUUGGAGAUUGGCCCUCCGCGACGAUAAUAUCCAGGCUCCUUUCCCACCUGGUCUUACCCAAAGAGACGAAUAUGUACUUUUGGGGGGUGCCCUUUCGUGAUCCCGACGAAGAUUUCGGGAAACUCCUUCCCAGGGAUCACUCACGUCUAGCCAACCUGCAGAAUAUUAAAAAAUGGUACUUGGCUCGUCAGCCCCUCGUCAUUCUGGAUACGCCUUGCAUCUCUGUGGCUGGGUCUGUCCAGACACUGUACAUGUAUGGCACGUUCAGCGCUUCGCAGAUCGAGUCUGUGUUACCCACAUACCCGUUGCAAGAUGUGACAGACGUCGGCGUGAGGGAUAGUUGUGCGAGGAGUAAUCGUUUGACUUCAUCGAAUUGGAAACACAUAUUCCAGCGUCUUCCGCGUCUCGCCUCACUUCGGAUCCUCGCCUUUGGAUCACCCUCUACGACGCGCUCCGUACUGCAAGCACUUCGACCAAAAGGUGACCAUGAUCAUGGAUUAAUGGUGAAGAGCAAGAAGAGCGGUAGUGACGCUUCCUCCAAGUCCUCAGUAUCGGAUGAAGAUGAAGAUGAAAUCCUCUGUCCCUCCCUCACCACCCUCGGUAUCGAACACGACGCCACGCUCCCCGCCUACUUUGUCAGCACCAUCGCACAAGCGCGCGCCAAACACUCGUGCCCUAUCAAGACCCUCAAAGUCCUGGUAUAUCACGGCAACCCGUUUGGCAUGCGUCCGCCGAGCCCCGUGACGGCAGUAUCGGACAGCGACACAGACCAGGAGUACCAGAUGCACACCGAGGAUGAUAUGCAUCUGUUCAAAAAACAUUUCGAGGAGGUGGUCUUUGAGAAGGACCAGCCGCUCUCAAUGGAUGUGGUUCCGAGGACGUGGCCGACGAGAGCGUACGAGUGGACGAGAAGGAUUGAUUGGUAA
Molecule: messenger RNA, 1896 nt
Organism: Desarmillaria tabescens
Lineage: Eukaryota; Fungi; Basidiomycota; Agaricomycetes; Agaricales; Physalacriaceae
Exons: 3
Coding region: 1-1896 (631 amino acids)
Source: RefSeq, a predicted model, not a curated record